UGUCAACGCUGUGAGCAUGGGAGGAUCAAUGAUAAACGAUCUAUAAAUUCACGUCUAAAACGGUCAACACCAUAAGCUCGUAACCCCAUAACUUUACCCUGUCUCUUUCUAUCUCCGUCCCCUAAGCCAGUAACCCCACAAAAACUCACAGGUACAGAUACGGCUCAGAAAUUCUGUGAGUAAUUGAAAGGGGAUGAGUAUCAGCGAUUUAGUUACACGGGUCGACUCGAUUUGCCAGAAGUACGACAAGUACGACGUUGAUAAGCACAAGGAUGCAAAUGAUUACGGGGACGAUGCUUUUGCUCGUUUAUACACUGUCGUCGAGCUCGAAGCCGCGGCAGCCCUCCAGAAAUCAGAGGGGGCUGCCACAGAGAAGAACAGGGCAACUGCCAUUGCCAUGAAUGCGGAGAUUCGACGAACCAAAGCUCGUUUGAUUGAGGAGCUCCCUAAAUUGCAGAGACUUGCUUUUAAAAAGGUCAAAGGGCUUUCAAAAGAAGAGCUUGAGGCUCGAAAUGAUUUAGUUUCUGCACUGAAAGAGAAGAUUGAAGCUAUUCCUGAUGGAUCUACCACUAGUGGAACUAAAGAACCUGGUGGUUGGACAGCUUCUGCCUCAUAUACUGGAAUCAAAAUUGACACAACUUCAGAUGGGAGAUUUGAUCGUGAGUACUUCCAACAAACUGAAGAAUCGGAUCGGUUUAGGCAGGAGUAUGAAAUGCGAAGAAUGAAACAGGAUCAAGGUUUGGAUGUUAUAGCUGAGGGAUUGGACACAUUGAAAGACAUGGCACGUGACAUCAAUGAGGAAUUUGACAGACAACUGCCAUUAAUGGAUGAAAUAGAUGAUAAGGUUGAUAGAGCAAACGCUGACCUUAAAAAUACUAAUGUGAGACUCAAGGAAACUGUAACCAAGCUGAGGUCCAGCCGCAACUUUUGCAUUGAUAUCAUUCUCUUGUGCAUAAUUUUAGGAAUUGCUGCCUAUUUAUACAAGUAAGCUCCCUAUCUUACUGAAUCAACUUAAAAAUCAGAAUUAGUCUCUGCGCGUUAAAGUGAUAUUGGUGCCCUGGCAACGACUACCACAGCUUGUCCUUCACUUGUUGAAGUAGGGAUGUCUGUGACUCCUGUACAUACAUACAAUGUGCAUCUCUUUUUUGUAUCAUGUUACAGUUACUGUGAUACUUUCCACUUUCGAGAUCUGUGAGUGGAAGAUGGAGGAGCUUAUGAACGUCUUUAUCAAUAAAUAUUUAUUACUUCAAAGAA
Messenger RNA from Carya illinoinensis, 1254 nucleotides. Its product is annotated as syntaxin-71-like. Gene Ontology annotation, cellular component: SNARE complex; endomembrane system. NCBI's taxonomy places the organism in Eukaryota, Viridiplantae, Streptophyta, Magnoliopsida, Fagales, Juglandaceae. The coding region runs from base 194 to 988 and encodes 264 amino acids. Gene Ontology annotation, molecular function: SNAP receptor activity; SNARE binding. Gene Ontology annotation, biological process: intracellular protein transport; vesicle fusion. The record is from RefSeq and is a predicted model, not a curated record. The transcript has 9 exons.